GGCUAUGUUUGUUGACAAGAGCCAGCUCAAAGAGGGACUCUCUCGCUCUCGCAUCAAGCAAGCAAUGUCGUCCAGAUAUUUUAAUAUCUCCAAAGCUAAUCGUAUCCUUGGCUACGAAGCACGCGUUGGGCUUGAAGAAGGCAUAAAACUCAGCCUUGCCGCAAUCAAGUCCAAUUAAGACUAUAUCCCUUUGGCAAAUACAGUAAUUAACCAUGUUAUUUCUCGGCUGCAACCCCGGACUUGCCAUUCUAUGUAUUCAUGUCCGUUAGAAGGGGAAAAAGUGAUGACGAGCCAUUUGAAAAUUUCUAAUAAUGCCUUUAUGAGAAUGAUGCACACAGACCACCCAACUAAACGGGUCGUUCUCAGUUUAUCCCAUCCCACCUCAACUGACCACGACCGGCUUUUCUAUAUUAAAAAAAAUAAAUCUUUUAAUCGCUUUCUCUUCUUUCUCUUCUCUAUUCAACUUGGUCGGAUGCGGUAUCAUGAGGUAGAAAUCGAUCGUGGUAAAGAUAGAUUUACCAUUCGCAAUAAGUAUCGGUUUGUUCGAAAAAUCGGUUCAGGAGCAUACGGAACCGUCUGCAGUGUAGUCAAUAUCUACACAGGCGAUGUCAUUGCCAUCAAAAAGGUGCAUCACAUAUUCGACAGGAAACUCACAACCAAGCGAUGCUUAAGGGAAAUCAAGUUACUUCAACAUUUCAACGGCCACCCGAGAAUCAUUGAUAUCCGAGAGCUGGAUAUCGUCGAUCACACCAAUUUUAAUGAAAUCUAUUUGGCUCAGCAGUGCUGUGAUACAACCUUGGCCGAUGUGAUCCAUUCUUCCCAACCUCUCGAAGAAGUCCAUUUUCAAUGGUUUCUAUACCAAAUCCUCACCGGCUUAAAAUAUAUUCACUCUGCCGACGUUUUACAUCGAGAUUUGAAGCCUGCCAACAUACUGGUCAAUCAAAAUUGCGAUAUCCGGAUAUGCGACUUUGGCAUGGCACGAGGUCAUAUCGAUGACCAAAAUUACGAAUCAUGGAAUUUAACCCAAUACGUUUCCACACGAUGGUAUCGGGCGCCGGAAAUCAUGCUGAGUCGCAACAGUUACAACAAGUCCAUUGAUGUUUGGUCUUUGGGCUGUAUAUUUGGCGAGAUGUUGGGACGAAAAGUCCUUUUUAAGGGUUCGGAUUACGUCGAUCAACUGCAUAAGAUUGUUGCUAUUCUAGGCCUGCCGCAAGAUACCAGUUUUUGGAAUACCAUGGCAUCCCCCACCGUCAUUGAAUAUAUUCACAACCUUCGCAGCCCCGACGGCAGUCCUCCACCCACUGACCCGGUUGAUUUCCAAUCCUUAUAUCCCCAAUGUUCAACGAAUGGCAUCAAUAUCUUGACGCAAAUGCUCCAUCUAGACCCAGCUAAGCGAAUCACCGUCGACCAAGCGCUUAGACAUCCGUAUCUAGCCGACUUCCGUGACCCUGGAGAAGAAUACGACUGUCCUCGGUCAUUUGCUUUUGAGCCGUUCGAGAAAGUCGAUUCCAUUGACGAGCUUCGCGAGCUCAUCGUGAAGGAAGUGCAUGCCUUUGAGGCCAAUAGAAGUAUCAGCAGCAUGAGCACAGGCAGCAGUUACAGUCGGCGGCGGUACACUGGAAGUAGUAUUGCCACGCGGCGCUCAACCCAGUUGGCUGAGGCCAAUGAACAGGCGGCAGCGUCCAUCAACGAGAACGCUUCCCUUUUCACCAAUCAAUCCCAUCUGGUCGGUGAGCCAGAAGACAUGAUAGAAUCCGACGGCGAAGAACCACCGCCGCGUCGAAUCGUCGGCCCUUCGCACGCUGACGUCCAUGCUAUCGAACGCCAAUUGAGCGGAAUAUGGUAGUUUCGAAAUGCACAGGCAGACGUUUUUAGGCUGGCUGGGGUGUGAGGUUUUAUUACAGAAAAAUAAAUUGCUAGGAACGGGAGAGAGGUGGUCUUUUUUCCUCCUUUAAUGGCUUAUUGGUUUUAGUGGGUUUUUUGUUGGUUCUUUUCGCAAGUGAGUGAAU
Messenger RNA from Umbelopsis ramanniana AG, 2009 nucleotides. RefSeq lists its product as uncharacterized. Lineage: Eukaryota; Fungi; Mucoromycota; Umbelopsidomycetes; Umbelopsidales; Umbelopsidaceae. The coding region runs from base 251 to 1846 and encodes 531 amino acids. The record is from RefSeq and is a predicted model, not a curated record. Gene Ontology annotation, molecular function: ATP binding; MAP kinase activity. Gene Ontology annotation, cellular component: cytoplasm; nucleus. The transcript is spliced from 5 exons. Gene Ontology annotation, biological process: intracellular signal transduction; protein phosphorylation.